Terrapene triunguis (Three-toed box turtle) is the source of this 627-nucleotide messenger RNA. Its product is annotated as serine/threonine-protein kinase SBK2-like. Gene Ontology annotation, biological process: peptidyl-serine phosphorylation; peptidyl-threonine phosphorylation. The record is from RefSeq and is a predicted model, not a curated record. Gene Ontology annotation, molecular function: protein serine/threonine kinase activity; ATP binding. The transcript has a single exon. The annotation marks the transcript as partial. NCBI's taxonomy places the organism in Eukaryota, Metazoa, Chordata, Testudines, Emydidae.
GUGGGGUUCGGGAUCGCGGAGCUGCAGGUCAAGCGCUGUGCUCUGCAGCUCGCCAGCGCCCUGGAGUUCAUGGGGGCCAAGGGGCUGGUUCACCGCGAUGUCAAGCCUGAGAACGUGCUGCUGCUCGACCUUGAGUGCCGGCGUGUCAAGCUGACCGACUUCGGGCUGAGCUGCCCGCAGGGCACUGCCAUCGAGGCCCUGCCUGAGAACUUGCCCUACACAGCACCCGAGCUGUGCCGCCUGGGGCCCUCGGCCCGCCUGCCGGCCCAGCCCAGCCUGGACGCCUGGGCGCUGGGUGUGCUGCUCUUCUGCGUGCUGACCGGCUUCUUCCCCUGGCACACGGCCGCCGACCGGCACUACCGGGACUUUGAGCGCUGGCAUCGCAGCCCCCGCGUCCGCCCGCGCCCACCCCACUGGGGGCGCUUCACCUACGAGGCCCGGGAGAUGCUGCGAGGGCUGCUGGACCCCGACCCCAUCCGGCGGAGCCCAGCCAGCGUUGCCAUGGCCCACGUCAAGUGCCCCUGGCUGGAGCCCCAGGAGCCGGGCGCUGCCCGUGCAGACAGGACUCUGCUGGGGAGCAGCCAUUGCCGCUGAGCCCCAGCCCCGUGGGCACUGCCGCCAGGCACA